Messenger RNA from Lindgomyces ingoldianus, 738 nucleotides. RefSeq lists its product as uncharacterized. The record is from RefSeq and is a predicted model, not a curated record. The transcript is spliced from 4 exons. The annotation marks the transcript as partial. NCBI's taxonomy places the organism in Eukaryota, Fungi, Ascomycota, Dothideomycetes, Pleosporales, Lindgomycetaceae.
GUGGCUAUUCGAUUGUAUAUCCGUACUCGUAUGACAAAGAACCUCUGGUGGGAUGAUGGACUUCUGGUGGCGGGCACGCUGUUUUCCAUUGUCGGAGUCACUUUCAAUCUCAUCAUGGUCUCUCACGGGGCUGGACGUCACCGAUACUACCUCACAAGAGAGCAAACAGCCAAAGUUUUACAAUACAACACCCUUUUCGCAGCCAUGAAUAUUCCGUGUGUCUGCCUUGUCAAGACCUCAAUUCUGCUAUUUAUUUAUAAAGUGCAGAAUUCGAAAAGAGUUGCUCGUUUCAUUUACGUGCUACUAGCAUUGACAAUCUCCGUGGGGCUUGGUACCUCAAUCUUCAUUUGGCUCCAAUGUAUACCAUUUAAUGCACUAUGGAAUCCACGUGUGAAAGGCAAAUGCAUAUCAAGAAAAGUGUAUGGAAAGGUCAGCGUCUUCCAAGGAGUGAUAUACAGCGUCCUAGAUCUUCUUAUAACGUCUCUUCCUGCCAUAAUCCUAUGGAGAGUUCAAAUGAAGAAGCAGGUCAAAGUCGGAAUCUGCUUCCUGCUGAGCCUGGGUCUUGGAGCUACUGCCUUUAACAUCAUGCGAGUAGUCUUCCACGAGCAGCUUGCAGCCGCAGACUUCACUUUCGACCUCUGGGGUGUUGACAUAUCCGCUCAGCUCGAACAAAAUAUCUGCAUCAUCGCUGCAGCUGUCCCAACAUUCCCACAUUUAUUCCGAACUUGGGCUCAUAAG